Molecule: messenger RNA, 2905 nt
Organism: Cynara cardunculus var. scolymus (artichoke)
Lineage: Eukaryota; Viridiplantae; Streptophyta; Magnoliopsida; Asterales; Asteraceae
Product: probable methyltransferase PMT27
Exons: 8
Coding region: 1-2829 (942 amino acids)
Cellular component (GO): endosome; cytoplasm; trans-Golgi network
Molecular function (GO): methyltransferase activity
Source: RefSeq, a predicted model, not a curated record
AUGGCCACCGCAAAACUCCGUCCCAGCAAGCGCUCCUCCACCGGUUCCCAUACAUCCACCGUCACCACCCUUGUAUUUGUCUGCAUAUGCGGUUUAGGUCUCUGGAUGCUAACUUCUAACUCCUAUGUUUCCCCUAACAAGUCCACCACCAGAGUCUCUGACUCCGCUGCUUCCGAACUCCGUUCACGUAAAAUCCCCAUCGAUAGUCCCGUUUUCGAAGACAAUCCCGGCAAUCUCCCCGAGGAUGCCAUCAAAACCGACGAUGCUUCCGCAUCACGCAACAAUGAUCCCACUGUUGGCUCAAAUGAAACCAAAAAUACUACUGAGGGCAAUGCUGAUGAGAUAGGAAAUCGAGAAGAUAUUAAGAAACAGGACGAAACUGCGAAGGAACACCAGACGGAUAUGUCGGGUUCAGAAGUUGACAAACAACCGGAAGUUGAUGAAGAACUGAUACGCAAAACAGAAGGGAAGGCUGGGAAGGAACACCAGACAGAAAUGCCAUUGGAUACGGAAGUCGACAAGCACCCAGAGGUGGAUGAAGAACCGAAAACAGAAGAUAUAGAAAAGGGAAAAGACACAAAGCAACAGGACAAAGCUGUGAAGGAACAUGAGACGGAAACGUUGGGUUCAGAAGUUGGCAAAGCCCCGCGUAUGUCAGAGGUUGACGAAGAACCUAAAAUCAAAACAGAAGAGGUUCAAAUAUCAGAGGAAAGUACAAUGACUCAAAAUCAACGAAUUGAGGAGAUCCCAAUGGUUAAGAACACUACUGCAGAUGAAGAUCAUCUGAGAGGAAAAAGCGACCAUGUGGAGAACAAUGAAGAACACCAUAUAACAGAGGAAGAACAAGAAAACAGAAUGGAGAAACACCAGCAACAACAAGAAGAAUCCCAAAAUGAGGAAACAAGUACGGAUCAAACACAACACGAUGAAGAGAACACGAAUGAACCUCAUCCAGCAAACAAGAUGGAAGCGCCAAUGGAAGAAACCACCACCAUAACACCUGAUAAAGAUUCAAAUGCAGCAAUCACGGUGGACGAGAGGUCUUCUGGAAUACCGAAGGAAUCCCAUGAAUCAAAGAAAGGAUGGAAAACUCAAGCGGGUGAGUCCAACAACCAAAAAGAGCGGCGACAAGGAAGAAAUAAUGUAGCUGGUCUGGCGGCUGAUCACAAGUGGGAGUUAUGCAACGUUACGACUGGAACAGAGUAUAUACCUUGUUUGGACAAUGAAAACGCAAUCAGGAAAUUGGCUAGUAAGAGUCACUUUGAGCAUCGGGAGAGGCAUUGCCCGGAAGAGGGUCCAAUGUGCCUUGUCCCCAUACCGGAGGGUUACAAGACACCUAUCCCAUGGCCUCAUAGCAGAGAUAAGAUCUGGUUCCAUAAUGUACCAUACAAGUCCUUGGCAGAUAUAGAGGGGCACCAAAAUUGGAUGAGGGUGAACGGGGAAUUCCUUACUUUCCCAGAAGGUGGAACUCAAUCUAAUAAUGGUGCUCUACACUAUAUUGACGUGCUACAAGAGGCUGUGCCUGAAAUAGCAUGGGGAAAGCACACUAGAGUAGUUUUAGAUGUAGGGUGUGGUGUAGCAAGUUUUGGAGGUUACCUUUUCGACAGAGACGUCCUCGCAAUGUCGUUCGGCUCUAACGAUGAACAUGAUGCUCAAAUCCAGUUUGCUUUGGAAAGAGGAAUACCUGCAAUCUCUGCUGUGAUGGGUACUCGACGCCUUCCGUUUCCGAGCAAGGUUUUUGAUCUCGUACACUGUGCCCAUUGUAGAGUACCCUGGCACAAAGAAGGUGGCAUGCUUCUUUUGGAGCUUAAUCGUUUGCUUCGCCCAGGAGGUUAUUUUGUUUGGUCAGCAACUCCUGUUUACCAAAAUCAUGAAGAGGAUGUGCAAAUAUGGGAAGAGAUGUCUGCUCUAACUGUUGCAAUGUGUUGGGAGCUUCUCAAUAUCACAAAGGAUAAACACAAUUCAGUUGGAGUUGCAAUCUAUCGCAAACCAGAAUCAAAUGAAUGCUACAAUGGAAGAAAGAAACAAGAACCAGCAAUGUGUAAACCAGAUGAUGAUCCAAAUGCUGCAUGGUACAUACCUCUUCAGGCAUGUAUGCACAACAGCCCAAUGGUGGACACAGAGAGAGGUUCUCGAUGGCCUGAAGACUGGCCAGGUCGAGUUCAAACACCUCCAUACUGGCUAAGAACAUCACAGAUGGGAAUCUACGGUAGACCAGCUCCAGAUGAUUUUAUAACAGACUAUCACCAUUGGAAACGAGUUGUCAGUAAAUCAUAUAUGAGUGACUUAGGAUUCAACUGGGCUGAUGUAAGAAAUGUUAUGGACAUGAGAGCUGUUUAUGGCGGGUUUGCUGCAGCAUUAAAGGACCUGAAAUUAUGGGUGCUGAAUGUCGUGAGCACAAACUCUCCUGAUACACUGCCAAUAAUAUUUGAGAGGGGUCUUUUCGGAAUUUACCAUGAUUGGUGUGAAUCUUUUAGCACGUACCCUCGGACUUACGAUCUCCUUCAUGCAGAUCAUCUCUUUUCCAUGCUGAAAAAGAGGUGCAAGAUCGCACCUGUCAUGGUAGAGGUUGACAGAAUUGUGAGACCAGGAGGGAAACUUAUUGUUCGAGAUGAGUCCAGCACGAUAGGGGAAGUCGAGAACCUGUUGAAGUCACUACACUGGGAUGUCCACUUAACGUUUUCUGAUAAUCAAGAAGGAAUACUCAGUGCCCAAAAGUCUACUUGGAGGCCAACAGAUCUGCAACAUCUUCAUGAUCCUCAUCAUCAGAGUCCACAUAUACAAAUAGAGAAUUCUAAUUUUCUCGGGUCCUACAAUCUUGGAAAAUAAAUUCAGUUGGUAAAACACAUGAAAGAAAUACAGAGACAAACAAUACAAUAUUCUUAGACUAUAGUUUUGCUCCAAC